Anopheles maculipalpis is the source of this 2150-nucleotide messenger RNA. RefSeq names its product transmembrane 9 superfamily member 2 (gene TM9SF2). The coding region runs from base 129 to 2150 and encodes 673 amino acids. Gene Ontology annotation, cellular component: membrane. Lineage: Eukaryota; Metazoa; Arthropoda; Insecta; Diptera; Culicidae. Gene Ontology annotation, biological process: protein localization to membrane. The record is from RefSeq and is a predicted model, not a curated record. The transcript is spliced from 4 exons.
AGUAAAGACAUUCCUAGUGGGCCGAGCAGGCAGUGCGUAGAACUGUGUCUGGCUGUGUGUGAGUGAAUUUGAGUGUGUGCGCUGCAUCCGGUGCAGCGAUAUCGAAGUAACAACACCAAAAAAACAUUAUGACGAGACACAGUUCUGUCAGCAGCAGAAUGAGGGGAACCGUUGCCGUCGGUUUCCUUCCAAUUGUUUGCCUCCUCAUGACGGUGGCAUCAGUGGAAGCCUUCUACCUUCCCGGGUUGGCACCGGUGAACUAUUGUCGCAAAUCAGAGAUGCAAAAAUCGUGCAAGUCCGAGGUAACAUUGUAUGUGAAUCGACUAAAUACGGAGGAAUCGGUAAUUCCGUACGAGUAUCAUCACUUCGAUUUUUGUCCAAUCGAUGAAGCAAACUCACCGGUAGAAAAUCUCGGCCAGGUAGUGUUUGGCGAACGCAUCCGACCUGGGCCGUACAAAAUUCAAUUCCUCGAGGACGUGAAGUGUGCGAAAGCAUGCGUAAAACACUACAAGGGUGGUGAUCCGGACAGUGAUCAUCGGUUGAUGGUGUUGAAGAAGGGUAUGAGUUUAAACUAUCAGCACCAUUGGAUAGUAGAUAACAUGCCUGUUACCUGGUGCUAUCCGUUGGAAAACGAGCGCCAAUACUGCAGUACCGGAUUCCCGAUGGGAUGUCUCGUACGCCGACAUCCGGACGGGGAAGAAGGCUGCAUUACCAAUCCUAAUUAUAAUCGUGCCGGGUAUUAUUAUCCGUUCAACCACGUCGAUCUGACCAUAACGUACCACAGCGGUGCUACCGAGGAGUGGGGUGUCGCGUUUAAGCAGAAUGGUGGGCGUAUCAUCUCGGUAAAGGUGGUUCCAUCGUCCAUUAAUCACAAAGACCCGAACGAGCUGAACUGCGACAGUAAGGAACCGAUCGAGAUUCAAUCCAGCGCACUACCGAACGGUCAAACGCUGGACAUUGUCUACACGUACUCGGUACACUUUACGCAGAACAACAAAAUUAAGUGGUCCUCACGGUGGGAUUACAUUCUCGAGUCGAUGCCGCACACCAAUAUCCAGUGGUUUAGCAUUUUAAACUCGCUCGUAAUCGUACUGUUCCUGUCCGGCAUGGUGGCGAUGAUAAUGCUCCGAACGCUGCACAAGGACAUCGCACGGUAUAAUCAGAUGGAUUCCGGUGAGGAUGCACAGGAAGAGUUUGGCUGGAAGCUGGUGCACGGGGACGUGUUUCGGCCACCGCGCAAGGGCAUGCUGCUGUCCGUAUUCCUUGGCUCGGGUAUACAAGUGUUUUGCAUGACUUUAGUCACGCUCGCUUUCGCGUGUCUCGGAUUUCUUUCACCGGCCAAUCGUGGUGCUUUGAUGACGUGUGCUAUGGUACUGUUUGUGCUACUCGGCACACCGGCUGGUUAUGUUUCGGCUCGCAUCUACAAGAGCUUUGGCGGUAUCAAAUGGAAGAGCAAUGUGCUGCUGACCUCCAUGUUGUGCCCAGGCGUCGUGUUUGGGCUGUUUUUCGUGAUGAACUUGAUACUGUGGAGCAAAGGAAGUUCGGGUGCCGUUCCCUUUUCGACUCUGAUUGCGCUGCUUGCCCUUUGGUUCGGUGUUUCCGUUCCGCUUACGUUUGUUGGAGCGUACUUUGGUUUCCGGAAGAGGUCCUUGGAGCAUCCUGUGCGAACGAAUCAGAUUCCACGCCAGAUUCCGGAUCAAUCCAUCUACACCCAACCGAUCCCGGGCAUCAUUAUGGGCGGUGUGCUACCGUUUGGUUGUAUCUUCAUUCAGUUGUUCUUCAUCCUGAACUCACUGUGGUCAAGCCAGAUGUACUACAUGUUUGGCUUCCUGUUUCUGGUGUUCUUGAUCCUCGUGAUCACCUGCUCGGAGACGACGAUUCUGCUGUGCUACUUCCAUCUGUGUGCAGAAGACUAUCACUGGUGGUGGCGAUCGUUCCUAACGUCUGGAUUUACCGCCGUCUAUCUGUUCGUGUACUGCUGUCACUAUUUUGCCACGAAGCUACAGAUCGAAGAUGCUGCCUCGACUUUCCUGUACUUUGGCUACACGCUUAUCAUGGUGUUUUUGUUCUUCUUGCUAACUGGUUCGAUAGGGUUCUUUGCCUGCUUUUGGUUUAUCCGCAAAAUCUACAGCGUGGUAAAAGUGGAUUAA